UUUAUGGUUCCAUCAAGUCAGUCUGCGACUAAGUUGAAAAAGGUUCCAAGCUUGCUGAGAUUGGUACAUCUCGUUUCUCUGAUGAUUCAUGAUCAGACCCUUAGGUCGAUUUCUUGGAAGAGUUGUGUUGCUUCCCUUUGUAACAAAUUUUAAACAGAUUACAUCUUUUAGGUUUCUUGAGCAUUGAUUCAAGUCUCUGUGAAUUGGGUCUUUUGCGGAAGAUGAUUGGGAGUCAAUGGGUUCAGCUGUCUACUUGCCCACCUGUAUCGCGCACUCCCCUGUUUGCCUUCCAGGGUGAGUCGUCCCUCAACUUCAUGCCAUAUAGACCAUUGAAGAAGCUCGUUCACGUCCGGGCGAGCUCAGCCGACACAGGGCAGAGUCCACCGGCGUCGUCCUCUUCGGAAAGGAAGAACCGACUUGCGGUUAUUUUGGAUGUCCCUGCGACUAUCUGGAGGCAAACUUUGCGUCCCCUUAGCGAUUUUGGGUUUGGUAAAAGGAGCAUUUGGGAGGGAGCUGUGGGUCUCUUUGUGGUUUCUGGGGCUCUUAUCUUCGCACUGAGUUUGGUUUGGCUGAGGGGUUUCUAUAUGAGAUCUCGAUUGAGGAAGUACCAGGCUGUGUUUGAGUUUGCUCAUGCUUGUGGCAUUUCCAUGGGAACGCCAGUCAGGAUCAGAGGUUUGACAGUUGGCAAUGUGGUUCGUAUCAAUCCUUCCUUAAAAAGUAUUGAAGCGGUCGUUGAGGUUGAAGAUGAGAAUGUAAUCAUACCUCGGAAUGCACUGAUUGAGGUGAAUCAAUCUGGCCUUCUUAUGGAGACUCGGAUUGAUAUUACUCCUCGGGAUCCAAUUCCGACACCUUCAGUGGGACCUCUUGAUCUUGAAUGUGUUAAAGAAGGUCUAAUUGUAUGUGACAGACAAAAGAUAUGGGCACAUCAAGGAGUAAGUUUUGAUGCAUUGGUUGGUAUAUUUACUCGCCUUGGUCGUGAAAUGGAAGAAAUCGGCAUUUCCAGAAGCUAUGAAUUGGUAGAACAAGUUGCAUCUGUUAUUCAAGAGGCAAAACCACUCCUUGCGAAGAUAGAAGCCAUGGCUGAAGAUGUUCAUCCUUUGCUUGCUGAAGUUUGUAAUAGUGGUCUUUUGAAGGAAGUAGAGAGUUUAACCAGGAGCCUCACAGAAGCAGCUGUGGAUUUGAGACGGGUGCAUUCAUCCAUCAUGACUCCUGAGAACACUGAGCUGAUUCAACAGUCUAUUUCUACCCUCAUAUUUACGUUGAAGAACAUUGAGAAUAUUAGCUCUGACAUUUUGGGUUUCACGGGUGACGAAGCUACAAGGCGCAACUUGAAAUUGCUCAUCAAGUCCCUUAGCCGAUUACUAUGAAGUGUAACUGAAAGGGCGAUGUAGCUUUACAAAAUGCACAACAGUAACGUGGAUUAUUUACAGGGGGGCCAUACACCCUGAUGUAAGAGAGGAACUCAACUAUGCCACCAAGGCCAUCUGUUAGUGUAUGCCGUUAAAAGAGAAAAAGGUAACUCAGCUUCGAGUUGUCCAGCAGAAAAUCUUUCUUAUUCUUUUGAGGUUGGCAGAAAAUCAAAAUUUGAUAGAUAUGUUUUUCCUUUUUCAGUUAAAUAAUAUUGAAAUUGGCUCUAUUUGCCUUGGCUUUUAUCUA
Messenger RNA from Telopea speciosissima, 1656 nucleotides. RefSeq names its product protein TRIGALACTOSYLDIACYLGLYCEROL 2, chloroplastic-like. Gene Ontology annotation, molecular function: lipid carrier activity; phospholipid binding. The transcript has 5 exons. Lineage: Eukaryota; Viridiplantae; Streptophyta; Magnoliopsida; Proteales; Proteaceae. Bases 222 to 1367 code for a protein of 381 amino acids. Gene Ontology annotation, cellular component: chloroplast inner membrane. The record is from RefSeq and is a predicted model, not a curated record.